CUUCAUCAGAGCACAGCGAAGGCAUUUGCGUUUUUUUUUUUAAGAAAAAAUUUAAAUCACAAUCAAGCUCAAAUUCAUAUCAGCGAAGGCAAGAACACGAAUACCUUCGGGAGCUGCUGGCCGCAACACAGGAGUUGUAAGAACAAGGAGAGUGGGGAAUUGUGUACACCUGAUAGGUAUCGGAUGCACAUAUCUCUGGGUCUGGAAGACGAAGAUUGCAAGGUUUGUCAUGCAUAUCGUGGAUUACACAGGUGGACUGUAAGCAAGACAAAUUUUGAAAAAGCUUCUAUAAUUUCUCUUCCGCAUGAGAGACUUGCCUUUUGAUGUGUGGCAAGAAAUGAGCAGCUUUGGCGGUUUGAUGCAACACAGAUUUUUUGCACGAUUCAGAUUUGGCAUGACAGACUCGUCGAACUCUUCCAAUUUCAGACAUGUUUGCAAUGCAUAACAGAAGCAGUAUCCUGUGCAAAAGUCUCGCACUCCUGUAUACAUUGCAAUCUUGCAUGCCAGAUCUUUCUUUGCCGACUGAGCUUGCAUGAUAAUUCGAGGUUGUCCUGGUGAUCACCCAGCUGGUUGCUAUCAUGCAAUGUAUACUGACGGGACGCUUGUGUACGUGCAUAAGCCCUGGAACUGUACCAGUCGUGGAGUAG
Messenger RNA from Amoebophrya sp. A120, 647 nucleotides. The record is from the annotation of a GenBank genome assembly. Lineage: Eukaryota; Dinophyceae; Syndiniales; Amoebophryaceae.